Molecule: messenger RNA, 1095 nt
Organism: Acanthamoeba castellanii str. Neff
Lineage: Eukaryota; Discosea; Longamoebia; Acanthamoebidae
Exons: 10
Coding region: 1-1095 (364 amino acids)
Source: RefSeq, a predicted model, not a curated record
AUGGACGGGGAGGUGGAGUAUGACCCGGAGUGGAGCACGACGCACCUGGUGCUGAACACCAUCUUCUCCGCCGUGUUUGCCGGUGCUGUGGCCGUCCUCGUCACCGCUGUCAUCGAGCGCUGGGGUGGCACUCUCGGCGGCAUCCUGGGCACAGUGCCGGGCACGAUUGUGCCGAUGACGGUGGGCGUGGCGAUUCAAGCCGACACCAACUACACCAAGAUCGACAACGCCCUCUACGUCAUCCCGCUGGGAAUGACGUCGGCGGUCUUCUUUCUCCUGCUGUGGCGAGUCAUUCCUCCGUACUUCCCGAAGUCGUGGAACUUCCAGCGGCGGCUGAUCACCAUGAUUUGCGUGUCGCUGUUCGGUUGGCUGUGCUGGUCGAUCGCGCUCUACCUCGGGUUGAGCGCCCUCCAGCGCGCCGGCUUCACCAUACCCCAGGUCGGCGUAUGCGGAGCCAUCGCACUCUUCCUGGCGGGUCUGGCGGGCGCGUGUUAUCGGCCGGUGCCGUCGCCCAAGGGCACCAACAAGGUGACGCCCCUGGUCUACUUGGCCCGAAGCACCAUCGCCGCCACCUCCGUCGGCCUCGCGGUGCUCGUGUCCAAGUGGUCUGACGUGCUGGCGGGCAUCUUUGCGUGCUUUCCCGCCAUUUUCCUCACGACGAUGGUAUCGUUGUGGAUCAGCCAGGGCGAGGCCAUGCCCACCGGAGCGGUCGGACCUAUGAUGCUGGGCAGCGGCGCAGUUUACAUCUACGCCAUCGCCUUCGCCGCCUUCUUCCCCUACUACAACGACCGAUGGGCGCUGCCUUAUGCGGUCGUGUCCACCACUGUCAGCGCGUGGUUCUUCUCCGUGCUCGUCAUGUCGGUGCCGAUCUACUUUGGGCUCAAGUGGCGCCAGAGGUGCUCGCCCUCUCUGGUCGACGCCGGCCACCGCUCCGUCGAAGUCGAAGAGGACGAGGCCGACGACUACGACUACGAGCGCGACCACGACGACCACUACGACGACCGCAACGACGACCGGCUCGAGGAGGAGACCCUGGGCCUCAAGUCUCACCACACCUCCGCAGCCGCUUCUUACUACGGUGCCAUAAAACACUGA